Daphnia magna is the source of this 4619-nucleotide messenger RNA. Its product is annotated as chromogranin-A. The coding region runs from base 1065 to 2906 and encodes 613 amino acids. The transcript is spliced from 5 exons. NCBI's taxonomy places the organism in Eukaryota, Metazoa, Arthropoda, Branchiopoda, Diplostraca, Daphniidae. The record is from RefSeq and is a predicted model, not a curated record.
UGGCCUCGGCUGGAUGGCAAAGACGGGCAAGAAGACACGGCAUUACACGACCCUCUCACUCGACAGUCACUCGCCGUAAACGCCUGCCGCAGCUUCCUUCACUCCUUGGUGUGCGGAGCGGCCGGCAGCAGAGGAUUUUUUAAAGCUGCGCAGUGGCAAAAGAGAAGAAAACAUUCAAACCACACAGAAAUCGACAUAGAAACAUUGAAAGCAAUUUGGCAACUCUGGCUGACUAACUUGCCCCACUCAAACGUUUGUUUCCAUCAAGAAGACAUUCCAAACCCAAAACAUAGAACACAUUCAAACGGAAAAUCCAAACACAAUAACAUCGCAAAAGCAACGCCAACGUCGAGGGCGUCGUGUUGGUGCGUCGUGUUUUUUGCCCGUCCUACAGUGAUUCGAUCGGGACAAGCGGUUCGAAAGCGUUGACUCGUCGCUGCCCCCCCCCAAAAUAAAAAACAACACAAAAAGAUAGGACUAUAAACGUGUGUGUAUCUCGCAUUCCGCCAAACCAGACGCGAAUUCAUUUCGUUUUCUUUUAUCUAACCCCUCCUUCCCCCCCCCCUUUCCAACUGCAAUUUCGAUAUAAUCGAAAACGAAAGUCGAGAAGAACCGAUUCGCGCCGCGUGACAAUUGCAUUCCAGUUCUAAUAGCCGCCCGUUCGUGUUGCAAACAUCUUGUCCUGCUGCUGCCGACCCAACCGGCUUUCAAAAAGAAAUCAGCAACAACAAGAAGAAGAAGACAUCGAACGACGACCAUUUUGCCCGCCAUUUUUCAUCGCCAUCCGCAUUCAGAACGAGGGGAGCCUGGUGGCGGAGGAGGACGGCGGGUGGUGUGGAGGAGAAGGAGUUGCACAGCCGGCGCCAACGAAGAGGAGGGUGCCAAGAUUAAUCGAGGCGCAACAGCAGCAAGAAGAGAAAGAGCAGUGAUUGCGCCUGACUGACCAUUUACGUCAUCAAUCAGGAAAGAAAAGAAAAAAAAAAGGCGCCACCGGAACUGACACACGAAAUUCAAUUUCAAAAUCAAAUCAAAUCAAGAAUCCGAAAAUCAAAACAAAUAGAAAAAUGCAGUGGUCAGGAUGGUUGCUGGUGAUUGGUUUGCUGCUUUUGUGGACGACGUCGGCAGCGUCGGCGAGCAACGCGAGUCCGCGCGAGCUGAAAGCGCUGAGGGCGGCAUUGAAGAAACAGCAGCGCAUCAAGGAUCAGCUGCUGCAACAGCAGCAGCAACAACAGCAGCAGCAACAGCAUCGCUCCUCGUCGUCGGCAGGAGCCGGCGGCAAAGGGGCGUCCAUUGGAGGAAGCGGCGAAUACGUGCCGGACGCCGGGCCGUGGUCGUCUUCGUCCAUGGACGCAAAUAAGGAGCCGAGCUGCGAGCAGUUGCGUCACAUGUGGCGCCAAUCGAAGCGGCACUCGCGGGCCGCCGAGGCCACCAAUGAAAUCCCCCAGUACGCCGACCCGUUCGCCCGCGCUACUUCCCUUCACUACGCCCGCCAACUUCAAAACGAUUUCUCUUCGGGAGCCGAGCCGACGCUGCGUCCCAGGCAGGAGAGGCGGCCCGUCAUCUACGGCCGCCUGCACUCGUCGCCGUCGGCUGCGUCCGACGGCCAGGAAGGGGCCGACCGGCCGGCCAGGCCCUUCGACGUCCUGCGCAAAUUGAGCUGGACGGAGUCGUCGGCGGACGCAGCCUCUCCGCCGAGCGAGUCGAUCAACGGCCAGGGACGCAGCGGCUCGGCCGUCGUCCUCUACGGCGAAGAGGAGCGAUCGCCGUUCCCCAAAUCGCCGGCCAAGGGGAGUCUGCAGCAUUUGCGCGAACUCGUCCGCGAGGAGCAGGGCCGUCAGGGCGGCGUCAAGGGAAGUUUCCAGCAAUUGCGCGACAUCGUCCGCGAAGAGAAGAGCCGCAACGACCAGCAACAGGGAAGGGCUUCGCCUUCCAGCCGCACCGACUGGAGCGACGCCGACGUCGGACGCGUCGUCACGUCGCCGGCCGACCACGCCAGCAAACAUCUGCUGUUCGCCAUGCAGGGCGACGCCCCGUACGACAGUGGCGGCAGCAGCGGCCCGUCGCCGCAUCAGCCCACCCAUGCCAGACGGCCAUCGAACAGCAACAACUACAGCCGACUGUCGUCCUUCGGCAAGUCCCACCAUCGCAAUCACAACAGCCAAAGCGCCAACAGGCAGCAAGGGAUGAACGAGCCGCCGGAUCUGGCCGCUGUGGCCGCUGCGGCAGCAGCGUCGCGCAAGUCUUUCCAGCUGAGGGAUCCUCCGCGGCCGAGGAUCAGUUCCAGCCGUCUGUUGGGUAGCCAACGGGCCGCGUCGGCCAACGCCAACAAGUGGACGUCGUCGUCCUCCUUUGGCGGCCCGGAUUCCGACGAUGAUGUGGGCGUCGUCCGCGGCUACGUGGUCGCAAAGGGCGGCGUUAAAGCGCUCUAUUCUCCGUCGAAACCCAACAGGAGAUCGUUAACAACUGCCGAGGAAGACGACGAUGAUUGCGGUGAUGAAGUGGUGGAUACCUGCCGAAGCCAUUCCGAUUGCCGAUGCGCUGCGGCGGCGUCGUCUGUCCAGCAGCGAUGUCAACGCGGCCGUUGCGUGCCGCUUGCCAAGAAUGGCGGCCAGAAACGGCAGAGGAAUCAUCAAAAACGUCAACCCCCACCCACUUCGAUGCGUCGCCGUCGCCUUGAAGACGAUGAACGAGAGCUGAGUGAAGAUGAGUGGACACAAAGCGAUCAAGACGAGCCAGAUCCAUCUCGAUUGGAGCAGCUGCUGCAAGAAGAUCAACAGUCGGAAGAUGAGACCAGCCAUUUGUGGCAAGAGGAGCAUCGCUCCAGGCCAAAUAGCCGCAAAGCCGAGACCAUCCGAGACAUCAUCGACGCUCUCCAACAAAUCGAUCAACAAGAGUCGACGGAUUAAAAAGGGACGAGGGAAUUCAAACAAGAAAAAAAAAACUUCUGACGGUGACAUUUAGGUGACAUUCAUUUUGUUCCUUACAAAAUGCUUUGAACAGCAAAGAACAAACAACUGCGCACACGCAAUUCCGGCGAAAAACGUAAUAAUGAAAGCUGCAGAACAAACAUUACUCUCCCCAAUAAUAAAAUUAAAUCUAAAAAACUAAAAUAAUUAAAAAAAAAAAAAUGCAGAUUGAACUUGAUUCCUUCCCUGGCACGUGUUGAUCUCACACACUUGAUUUUUUUUUUUUUUUUUUUUACAAAGAAAAAAAUUAAGAAAAAAAAAAACAAAACAAAAGGGAACAACGACGUACCCUCUUGAAAAUGAAAAAAAAAAUGCGUCCCUUUCUUUUCAAUUUCCCUUUUACAUUCGACAUGGCCACUCGUUUUUCUCAAAUGAAAUAUGAAACUCACUUGUUUAAUUAACGUCACACUCAUCGCAUGCUAUGAAUAUCAAAUGGGAUACACCUACACAAUUUUUAUACACAAACAUAGACACGCACUUACAGACAGACACGGCAAUUUCAAAAGUUAUGGAGAGCCGAGAUAUUGAAACACGCCAUCAUUCCAAUGACAUAACGUUUUCUUUUUUUUGUUUUUCAUUUUAAAUAUGUCUUUCUUUUUUUAGUUCUGAUUCUGAUUUUUAUUGUUUAUUUUUUUUUUGCUUUGUGUCGGUCUCCCACCCACGCUCUUGGGUCAAUUAGUUUCUUUCCAACAAAUGAUUUGCAUUCGUGUAUGUUUAAUUUCGUUUUUCGUUUGUUGACCAUUGGCACCCGACAACCAGGGAUAUGCUGACAUAUCAAUAGCCUCUCCCUUCCAUUCCUCUCGCCAUUCCCAAUCAAACAACAACAACCAAAAGAAGAAGAAAACUCUGAAACAAACCAAAUAGGAGCAAGCCGAAAUGAAUAAAGCACACACACGAAAUUAGAAACAAACAAAAAAGAUAUGAAAACUAAGGCAAUGCGCUGUGUGAACAAAACCCCCCCAAAAAAACAACGCAUUUCAAUUGUUUUAGAGAACAAGGCAAAACAAAAAAAAACAAAACAAAAGACAUAUAGAAUUAUACAUAUAUAUAAAUAUCAGCUUGUCUCUUACGUAUAUAUACAUCCAUUCUGUAUUUUCAUUUCUCGGCAACGGAGAAGACGCAGAGGAAAAAGAAGGAGAACAUUUUACCUAGUGCAUAUCAAAGCAUAGUGUCUUUAUGUGGCGGUUUCGCAAACUAAACUAAAAAAAAAAAAAAAAAAAAUUAAAUACAAAUUUUAACCCGACAGUAGCCCAAUCCAAAAUGUUUCCCCCCACUCUUUAAUCCUCUGAAUUCUAUAUAUUACACCACAUGUGAUGUGUAUAACUUCAAAUAAUCUUAAUUAUUGUGACUGUAUGCUAUACUAUAUACACAAAGAAACAAAAAGACUAACCGCAAAAAAAAAAACAUAAACAGGCAACACAAUCGAUUGUUCUUCACCUGGACAAUUUUUAUUGACAUACACAUUUGUUUGUUUAGUUUUGUCAUUUUCCUUUCUCUCUCUUAUACUUUGUUGGAUCCACAGCAAUCAAUGUUUUCGUUUGUCCUUUCUCCCGCAUUGCUCCCUUCCAGAAACAGACACGAAUAAGCGCUUGAAACAUGAUUAUUUGACUGUGUAUACUACAUUUACUUGAAGUCUACAUCAUUUGUCAAAGA